AUGGCCCCUGCUAAGAAGGAUAUGAAGCGCAAGGGUAAGCCAACCGCGUUCCAAUUCUUGAAUGUCGCUGACACUAAAGAAACAGCGCCCGCCGUGAGCGACCCGCCCGCCAAAAAAACUAAGAAGGUCCAGGCCAAACCUGCUGAGACCUCCGAAGAAGCUCCCAAGUCUAUCUUGAAAAAGAAGGCUGCUGCCGCCCCCAAGGCUAAGGAGACCAAGACUGCCGCCCCUGUGAAGGCCAAUGGUACCCCUGCUCGCCAGGCCAAGCCUCGCAAGCGCGCUGCCGACUUCAUCAGCGACGAGGAGACCGAGGAGCCCGCUGCUCCCUCCCCUGUUGCCGAGAAGAAGACUGCCAACAAGAAGUCCAAGAAGGAGGAGACUGCUCCCGUAUCCGCCGUGAAGAAGGCCAAGGCUACACCGAAGGCCAAGAAGGUCGAGGAGGUUGCAGUGGAGUCCGAGGAUGACGAGGCUGAUUUGAUCUCCCUUGGAUCUGACAGCGAAGAGGAUGAGGAGUCUGAGGAUGAGGUCCUGGAUGACCAGACUGCUGCGCUCAUCAAGGGCUUCGAGAGCAGUGACGAUGAGGAUGAGUCCGAGGGUGAAGGCCACAACCCCAACAAGCCCGUUCCCAAGAUCCCAGAUACCAAGAAGGCCCAGAGAAAGAUUGCGAAGAGCCAGAAGGAUAGCGGUGUUCCUGAUACUCCCGGUACCGUCUACGUUGGACGUAUUCCUCACGGUUUCUACGAGCACGAAAUGCGUGCCUACUUCUCCCAGUUCGGUGAAAUUACUCGUCUGCGUCUCUCCCGCAACCGUCUGACCGGUCGGUCAAAGCACUACGCCUUUGUGGAAUUCACCUCCACCACCGUCGCCAAGAUCGUCGCCGAGACCAUGGAUAACUACCUGAUGUACAGCCAUAUCCUUAAGUGCAAGUUUGUUCCCCAGGAGCAGCUCCACCCCGAGGUCUGGAAGGGUGCCAACCGCCGCUUCAAGAAGACCCCAUGGAACCGCAUUGAGAAGAAGCGUCUGGAGAAGGGCAAGACCCGUGAGCAGUGGACCAAGCGUAUUGAGCAGGAGCAGAAGAGGAGACAGGCCAAGAUUGAUAAGCUCCAAGCUUUGGGCUACGAUAUUGAGCUCCCCCAGCUCAAGAGCGUCGACGAUGUGCCAGUUCAAGAAGCCCCCAAGGCCAUUGAGGCUACUGAGGCUACUGAGACCAUUGAAGCCGCCGAGCCCACCAAGGCUGUUGAGGCUGCCGUGGAAGAGCCCGUGAAGGUCAUUGAUACCCCCGUUGUCAAGGAAGAUACCCCCAAGAAGGGCAAGAAGGGCAAGAAGGUCGAAAAGACCGAGGAUGCUCCCAAGCCCAAGGCCACAACAGAGUCCCCUGCACCCAAGAAAAAGGCCACCAAGAAGACCAAGGCCAAGGCUUAA
This is a messenger RNA of Penicillium verhagenii, 1422 nucleotides long. RefSeq names its product RNA-binding protein. Gene Ontology annotation, biological process: maturation of LSU-rRNA from tricistronic rRNA transcript (SSU-rRNA, 5.8S rRNA, LSU-rRNA). The transcript has 3 exons. Gene Ontology annotation, cellular component: nucleolus. Gene Ontology annotation, molecular function: RNA binding. The coding region runs from base 1 to 1422 and encodes 473 amino acids. The record is from RefSeq and is a predicted model, not a curated record. NCBI's taxonomy places the organism in Eukaryota, Fungi, Ascomycota, Eurotiomycetes, Eurotiales, Aspergillaceae.